UCGAGUUGGAAAGAAAAUUGGCAUUGGUUUGGAAGUCCAGCGACGGUGGUUGUUACAUAUUGCCAAGUGAAUGGCCUAUAGCUGAUCAUUAGUUACAAUUUUUCAUCAUACAAGAAUAGAACACUAGUUAAAAAUGAAGUUUUUAUAUUUAACUUUCUUAAUUUUACCCGCUACAUUACUGUGCUUCCAAAGUGCAAACACAAUCCUAGCUCAUGCAGAAGAAGAUGAACUGGAUGAUGUGGUCGACAUUGAAGGUGAAGACAGCCAGGUAGUGGGUGAGGAUGCUCUUGGAGACGAUGAUGACUCUGUUGUUAAGUCCUCGCAGGAUAUCGAUACCACCAUAUUGUUCACUAAACCUAUACCUAAUUAUGGAGACAAUGCAUUUGACCUACAAGCUGGCUACCCAGUUGAGUUCCUUGUCGGUUUCAUCAACAAGGGCAGCGAGGACUAUGUGGUUGAGACAAUGGAAGCUUCCUUCAGAUAUCCGCUGGACUACACAUACUAUAUCCAGAACUUCACCGCACUGCCAUACCACCGAGAGGUGAAGCCCAAGGAAGAGGCUACUUUUGCAUACUCAUUUAUACCUAAUGAGGCAUUCGCGGGCAGGCCAUGUGGAUUGAACAUUCAGCUUAAUUACAGAGAUGCUAGUGGCAAUUAUUACCAGGAGGCUGUAUACAAUCAGACAGUAAACAUAGUGGAAAUAUCAGAAGGUUUGGACGGAGAGACAUUCUUCUUGUAUGUGUUCCUCGGAGCAGCCUGUGUGCUUAUCUUGGUUUUGGGUCAGCAAGCGCUGUCAUCACUUGCCCGCCGCCGUUCUCCUCGCUCUGCGCCCAAACCUCUGGAGACUGGUACAGCUAAUGAUGUGGACUAUGAUUGGCUACCUAAAGAAGUUGUUAACCAGCUCAAAAAAUCUCCGAAGACACCGAAACAAUCUCCUCGCAUGAGGAAAGCAAAGAGAUCUGCCGGAGAUGAUUAAAAAUUAAAAUUAAAUAUUAAUUAGAGAACACCAAAUGUUGCCUUGCACAGGCUUUAUAACCUGUUGAGUGUGACUGCAAUAAUUAAAAUAAGACUAGGCUAUGACGUUUAA
Molecule: messenger RNA, 1087 nt
Organism: Papilio machaon (common yellow swallowtail)
Lineage: Eukaryota; Metazoa; Arthropoda; Insecta; Lepidoptera; Papilionidae
Product: translocon-associated protein subunit alpha
Exons: 5
Coding region: 134-976 (280 amino acids)
Cellular component (GO): endoplasmic reticulum; endoplasmic reticulum membrane
Source: RefSeq, a predicted model, not a curated record